CCAAUUUACAAAAACCAACAGACAGAAUGAAAGUCCUGUGGAUCUUUGCCUUCCUCGGAGCAGCAUUUGCUGCCCCCUUUGAGGAGGAUGAUGACAAGAUUGUUGGAGGAUAUACCUGCCAGAGAAAUGCUGUCCCUUAUCAGGUUUCACUGAAUUCUGGUUAUCAUUUCUGUGGCGGUUCCCUCAUCAAUCAACAAUGGGUCAUUUCAGCUGCCCAUUGUUACAAAUCCCGCAUGACUGUGAUGCUUGGAGAACACGAUAUUAUCCAAGAUGAAGGGAGCGAGCAGAUUAAAAAACCUGAAAAAAUAAUUGUCCAUCCAGACUACAACUCUUGGCUCUUGGACAAUGAUAUCAUGCUCAUCAAGUUGGAAUCCCCUGUCACUAUUGGUGCAAGUGUUUCACCUAUCCCUUUGAGUAAUGGAUGUCCAGCUGUUGGUACUAAUUGUUUGAUCUCAGGAUGGGGCAACACUCUCAGCAAUGGUGUAAACUACCCUGAUCUUCUGCAGUGCCUGAAUGCUCCAAUCCUAAGUGAUGAGGAAUGCAAUGCUGCUUACCCAGGACAAAUUACCCCAAAUAUGGUCUGUGUUGGAUACCUAGAGGGUGGCAAAGACUCUUGUCAGGGAGAUUCUGGUGGCCCUGUGGUUUGUAAUGGAAAGCUCCAGGGCAUUGUCUCCUGGGGAAUAGGUUGUGCUCUGCCUGGCUAUCCUGGAGUCUACACCAAAGUUUGCCGGUACAUCAACUGGAUUGAUAACAUCAUAGCUGCCAACUGAAACAGAUACUUUCCUCUUAAUGUGAUUUAUCUU
Molecule: messenger RNA, 803 nt
Organism: Notechis scutatus (mainland tiger snake)
Lineage: Eukaryota; Metazoa; Chordata; Lepidosauria; Squamata; Elapidae
Product: trypsin-like
Biological process (GO): proteolysis
Molecular function (GO): serine-type endopeptidase activity
Source: RefSeq, a predicted model, not a curated record